This is a messenger RNA of Castor canadensis (American beaver), 1417 nucleotides long. Its product is annotated as HMG box-containing protein 1-like. Gene Ontology annotation, cellular component: nucleus. Lineage: Eukaryota; Metazoa; Chordata; Mammalia; Rodentia; Castoridae. The record is from RefSeq and is a predicted model, not a curated record. Gene Ontology annotation, biological process: regulation of transcription by RNA polymerase II. Gene Ontology annotation, molecular function: DNA-binding transcription factor activity, RNA polymerase II-specific; RNA binding; protein binding.
AUGGCGACAGGGCACCAUAACAUGGUGUGGGAAGUGAAGACAAAUCAGAUGCCUAAUGCAGUACAGAAACUCCUGCUGGUAAUGGACAAGAGAGCUUCAGGAAUGAAUGACUCAUUGGAGUUGCUGCAAUGUAAUGAGAAUUUGCCAUCCUCACCUGGAUAUAACUCCUGUGACAAGCACAUGGAACUUGAUGACCUUCCUGAACUUCAGGCUGUUCGGAGUGAUCCUACCCAAUCUGCCAUAUACCAGCUAAGUUCAGAUGUUUCACAUCAAGAAUAUCCAAGACCAUCUUGGACCCAGAAUACCUCAGACAUAUCGGAAAAUACUUAUGGUGAAAAUGAGGUGGACUGGCUGACAGAGUUAGCAAAUAUCGCCACCAGUCCACAAAGUCCACUCAUGCAGUGCUCAUUUUACAACAGAUCAUCUCCUGUACACAUCAUAGCUACUAGCAAAAGUUUACAUUCCUAUGCACGCCCUCCACCAGUGUCAUCCUCUUCGAAGAGUGAGACAACCUUCCCUCAUCACCACUGGAAGGAGGAAACACCAGUAAGACAUGAAAGGGCAAAUAGUGAGUCAGAAUCUGGCAUUUUCUGCAUGUCCUCCUUGUCAGAUGAUGAUGAUUUGGGAUGGUGCAAUUCCUGGCCUUCAACCAUUUGGCACUGUUUUUUGAAAGGAACUCGACUGUGUUUUCAUAAGGGAAACAAUAAAGAAUGGCAAGAUGUUGAAGAUUUUGCCAGAGCUGAAGGCUGUGAUAAUGAAGAAGAUCUCCAAAUGGGCACUCACAAGGGCUAUGGUUCUGAUGGUCUAAAGUUGUUAUCACAUGAAGAAAGUAUAUCGUUUGGUGAGUCUGUACUGAAGUUAACUUUUGAUCCUAGUACAGUAGAAGAUGGCUUACUUACCAUAGAGUGUAAGCUGGAACAUCCUUUCUAUGUUAAAAAUAAAGGUUGGUCAUCAUUUUACCCAAGCUUGACUGUGGUGCAGCCUGGCAUCCCAUGUUGUGAAAUUCACGUGGGUGACAUAUGUCUACCUCCUGGACACCCUGAUGCCAUUCAUUUUGACGAUUCAGGUGUUUUUGAUACAUUUAAAAGCUAUGACUUCACACCUAUGGAUUCUUCUGCAGUUUAUGUGUUAAGCAGUAUGGCUUGUCAACGUCGUGCAUCUUUGUCUUGUGGAGGACCUGGUGGUCAAGACUUUGCAGGAUCUGGAUUCAGUAAAAACUGUGGCUCACCUGGAUCAUCACAGCUCUCUUCUAGUUCUUUGUAUGCUAAGGCUGUCAAAAACCACAGCUCAGGGACUGUGAGUGCCGCUUCUCCUAAUAAGUGCAAAAGACCAAUGAAUGCCUUCAUGCUUUUUGCCAAAAAAUACAGAAUUGAAUAUACUCAGAUGUAUCCAGGGAAAGAUAACAGGUAAACAUAAU